GAGGGAGAGGGAGAUUACCCUUUUUCAUUCCAGCCAAUGAGACGGUCGAUACACUAAGAUUUUCAUAGUUGUGCAGGAGCACAAAGUGAGCUGGCUCGUGCGUGAACUUCCAGGUAAAACUGCGAACCGUCUUAAGUGGCUCACGUCUCCUCACACUCGGUUCUUCUCCUCUUUAAGCCCUUGAGGCCGCUGUACCAGGCUUUGAUGCCCUUUGAAGCAGGUGGACAGACGCAGGCAUGAGCAACAGUGGGACCAAAGAGCCGUCUCCUCAGCCGAGCACUGCCCAGUCGCCCUCCGAGCCUCAGCGCAGGGGCAGGGGUCGCCCACGCAAACAGCAGCAGGAGCCUGUUGGACCACCGACUCCAAAGCGGCCGAGAGGACGACCAAAAGGCAGCAAGAACAAAGGCCCCAAAACUGCACUGAAGAAAGUCGAGUCGGUUGGAGGGAGACGACCGCGUGGGCGACCGAGGAAAUGGCCCCAGAAAGUAGUCCCAGAAGCAACUGAAGAGCAGCAGGGCCCUUCAGAGGAGGCUGAGGAGGGUCCCUCGCAGCUCGACCCCUCGUCAUCUCAGGUGCCGGCGCAGGAGGAAGGGGAGUAGAUAGGACGCCUCUCUACCUACCUCAAGGUUUGACCCCCGGCCAGCAGGCGGGGGGACGACCUGACUCCUAUCUGUGAUGGGGAUUCAGGAACACACACACACACACACACACACACACACUCAGAAACCAUUGCAGACAGUAGUUUCCUCUCCCGAUCCGAUACCGAACCCUGGAUUUGUUGUUGACGACUUUAAGACGUUGGUUUGUUUUGUGAACAAACUCCGUUUUAACAUUUGGGAUAUUUGAUCUUUGGAAAAAGGCUUUUUUUAUAAAGGAAUAGUUCCACUUUUUUGGGAAAUGCAACAGAAAUGAAGGGAUGGAUUCAUGCAGCGUCGCUGAAGCUUCAACGAUUUCUUCUUCUUGAAAUCUGCACAAAAGCCAAAAUACAAAAGCAGUGCGUCUGAGUUUCAGACGUGCUGGUGGGGAGUUUUCCACCAGUUUGUACACCAGCAGCACCAACAGCUGUUUAGUUGUAUUUCCCAUAAAGUGGAGCUGUUCUUUCAGGUGUGCUGGCUGUCCUGAACCCCUCAGUGUGUGUGUGAGAGUGUGUGUGUGAGAGUGUGUGUGUGAGUGUGUGAGUGUGUGUGUGUGUGUGUGUGUGUGUGAGUGUGUGAGUGUGUGUGUGUGGAGGGGACGGACUGAAACGAGAGGGGUUAAGAAAAACAAAGGAACCAAACUGAACCGUUUUAUGUUCGAAUCGAGUGUCACGAAUCCUCGUAAGAAACGGGAGCAAGACGUUUUUUAAGAUGAACAUGCUGCGCUGAAGUCAUUGUGACGAACGCUGAUGUGGAAGGUUUCACUCACGAAUCAAACAUCCAGUUUUUUGGAGGGAAAAUUGAGGUUUUUUGAAGCUGAAAUGUCAACAUGAGCAAAACUAAAGUUCUUUUUCCCCCAAAGGUUUAACUGGAUGUUUUAUUUCUGGAGGGAAACCUUUCAUGCAUCCUUUAGUCAACAACCGUGUUGUCAUUUCGCCACACUCAGGAUUCACUAUUACAGUGCUUUUACACCAUAUUGAAACCUCAGGUACAAAAAAACUCUUCAGGAACAUGUUGUCUACUCAGUAAUAAUUAUGGUGCUGUGUUUGUUGUGCAUUUCUCACCUGUAUUUGACAUUACCAGUAUGCCUUGACACAAAGACCUCAUUUAAACCUCAGUUACCCUCAGUUUCUUAAUCUCUCAUUCUACCUCAGUAACACAAAAAAAGGCAGAAGAUCUCCGACAGAGCAACGCGUCGUCGCUCGCUCAGCAGCGACGGCACACACUCACUGAUUUCUAUGUAUACAGCACAGGCGUGAGGCGUUUUCAGGGUUUUUCAGGGCGACAUGCCGACACACAAACACACAGAUGUUACCCUCCAGUAGAGGAAUAAAAGCAUCAUUUCUUUUUAACGAAGAAGAAGAAA
Stegastes partitus (bicolor damselfish) is the source of this 2001-nucleotide messenger RNA. Its product is annotated as high mobility group protein HMGI-C. Gene Ontology annotation, biological process: regulation of DNA-templated transcription. Bases 237 to 599 code for a protein of 120 amino acids. The record is from RefSeq and is a predicted model, not a curated record. The transcript has 6 exons. Gene Ontology annotation, molecular function: transcription coregulator activity; DNA binding. Gene Ontology annotation, cellular component: nucleus; chromatin. NCBI's taxonomy places the organism in Eukaryota, Metazoa, Chordata, Actinopteri, Pomacentridae.